Messenger RNA from Paramecium pentaurelia, 722 nucleotides. Lineage: Eukaryota; Ciliophora; Oligohymenophorea; Peniculida; Parameciidae. The record is from the annotation of a GenBank genome assembly.
AUGUAAUCAGAAGCAAGAUAAAAACAAAAGUUAGUCUUUUUAGGAAAUUCAUUUGUUGGUAAAACUAGUAUAAUUGAACGAUUUGUUUAAAAUACUUUUGAUCCAAAAUCUCAAGCUACUGUUGGAAUAGAUUUCAUUAGUAAAAAUAUGAUUAUUGAUGGUAAAACUAUGCGUUUAUUAUUAUGGGAUACUGCAGGACAAGAAAGAUUUCAUUCAUUAAUUCCUGGAUAUGUUAGAGAUGCUUAAUGUGCUGUUAUUGUAUUUGAUGUAACAUGUAAUUUAUUUUUAUAUUCUUAGCUAGACAUUCUUUUGAAAGUUUGGAUAGAUGGUUCAAAGAAGUUAAAUAAACAAGAGGCAAUGAAGCUUUAAUUGUCAUUCUAGGAAAUAAAAUAGAUUCAGAAAGAGUUGUUACUAUAGAUGAAGCAAGAGAAUAUGCUAUGAAAAAAGAUAUUCUCUAUUAUGAGGUGAGUGCUAAAACAGGUAAAGGAAUUGAAGAAGCUAUGGAAUAAAUUUGUUUAGCAUUACCCACAGACCAUUCUCUUCUUAUAACAUAAUCAUAAGGUAUACUUAUUUCAAUUAUUUUAUAGUAAAUUAAUCAUAAUUUGAACAGUAAACAGUGGCAUCCAACAGAAAACCUGUUCAUUUAGAUUAAAAUGGACUUAAAUAAUUCUAAUAACCAACAGCAAUUAAAAAUAAUCAAUGCUGUGCUAAAUCUUAAUGAA